AUGGAUUAAAAUUCAAUUGAAUAGAUAUUCCAGUAAAAAUUGGAAGAUCUUUAAAUAGAAAAUCAUCCAACUUAACUUUUGGAAGGUUUAAAAUUAUUACUAAAAUUAUUUGAUAACAUUGGCUAAAAUCCAUUAGAAUAAAAAUACAGAAAUAUAAAAGCCACUAACACAAAGAUAAAAAAUCUGAUUUUGGAUCAAAAACUAAAACCUGUAAAGAUCUUGGAAUCGGAAAAUAAUAAAGAGGGUGAGGUUGAGCCUUACUGGGGACAAAUUAUUUAAUAUUGA
This is a messenger RNA of Ichthyophthirius multifiliis, 285 nucleotides long. RefSeq lists its product as hypothetical. Lineage: Eukaryota; Ciliophora; Oligohymenophorea; Hymenostomatida. The transcript is spliced from 3 exons. The record is from RefSeq and is a predicted model, not a curated record.